Molecule: messenger RNA, 801 nt
Organism: Diatraea saccharalis (sugarcane borer)
Lineage: Eukaryota; Metazoa; Arthropoda; Insecta; Lepidoptera; Crambidae
Source: the annotation of a GenBank genome assembly
GACACUUUAGUCAGUGUCAAAAAAAUUGUUUAAGAUAAUUUAGCUUGUGGAAAAUUUAUACCUAAUAUAAACAGAAAAUAGAAUACGGAAAUCAUUUGAUAAAAUAAGUUCAUACCAUAUUAUUACUUGUGACUUAAAUCAAAUAAGUUAAUCCAUAUUAUGGUCUUCUAUUUCACAAGUGCCGUUGUGUCACCCCCGGUGACAUUAUUCAUGGGUGCUGAUAAACAUGAAAAUGAAGAUUUGAUCAAAUGGGGUUGGCCAGAAGAUGUCUGGUUCCAUGUGGACAAAGUAUCCUCUGCACAUGUGUAUUUACGUCUAACACCUGGUCAAACCAUUGAUGACAUCCCUAAUUCUGUCCUUGAUGAUGCUUGCCAGCUGGUUAAAGCAAAUUCAAUAUUGGGAAAUAAAAUGAAUGAUAUUGACAUAGUUUACACCAUGUGGACAAAUCUUAAAAAGACACCAUCUAUGGAGGCUGGACAAGUAGCAUUUCAUAAAGACAAAGAUGUCAGAAAAGUUAGAGUUGCCAAAAAAAGCAACGAAAUUGUUAAUAGACUCAAUAGAACCAAAAAAGAAGCAUUCCCUGACUUAAGGCUAGAAAGAGAAAACAGAGAUAGGUCUGAAAGAGAAGAUAAAAAGAAAUUAUUAAGGGAAAAAAAGGAAAAGGAAAAAGAAGAGGAGAAAAAGAAGAAGGAAGAGGCUGAGCUCAAAAGUUAUUCAACAUUAAUGAAACCUGAAAAUAUGACAACUAAUUAUGAUGGAAAUGAUUCUGAUGACUUUAUGUGAAAAUAAAAUAAAUUGAGU